AUGGCAAAAGUUAAGAAAGGCAAGGGCAAAGGCAAUGGUGGUGGCAGGGAGCACUUUCAGCGUGUAAACUACCUUGCGCAACUAUCUCGACACGUAGCACAAGCGACCGGUGAUGUCUCGCUCACCCAGUUAUACAAUCGUAACUUGGUGCAAGUCAGCCACAAGACCAAAACCCGCUUGAGCCCCUCGCUCAAGCGCAGUAUGUGCAAACAAUGCAAGAUAGCGCAAAUCCCCACUAUCACUACCAAAGUGAGCGUCGAAAAGCAUACAGGCUGCCUCGCCAUAGAGUGCCAGUGCCACCAGCGCCCUCACAAGAGCAAGCGUGUCAACAACAAGAGAUCAGUGAAACGCUUCCCCAUUAAUGCCUGCAGAUCACUGGAUCAUUGA
Nakaseomyces glabratus is the source of this 387-nucleotide messenger RNA. RefSeq names its product ribonuclease P protein subunit RPR2 (gene RPR2). Gene Ontology annotation, biological process: tRNA processing. The record is from RefSeq and is a predicted model, not a curated record. Lineage: Eukaryota; Fungi; Ascomycota; Saccharomycetes; Saccharomycetales; Saccharomycetaceae. Gene Ontology annotation, cellular component: nucleolar ribonuclease P complex.